Guillardia theta CCMP2712 is the source of this 909-nucleotide messenger RNA. RefSeq lists its product as hypothetical. The transcript has 5 exons. NCBI's taxonomy places the organism in Eukaryota, Cryptophyceae, Pyrenomonadales, Geminigeraceae. The record is from RefSeq and is a predicted model, not a curated record. The coding region runs from base 1 to 909 and encodes 302 amino acids.
AUGAUGCACCGAAUUAGUCCUUUUCGUGCUCUAGACCCUUUCGCGCCAGUCGUAGCUCGUGCCAACGUUUCAGAUCAAGGGAUGAAUGCUAGCUUGAAUCCUGCUGUGCUUCAAGGGAAUCACUUGACGCAGAAUCGCGAGUGUUUCGAAAUAGGCCAAACUCAAUGCCCCUCCUCUCUUCCUUUUGGUUUUCCCGACCAUCACCAAUGCUUGACUCUUGGCAAGCCCGAUGACUCUAUGGGUUUCAUUGACUGGUCUAAGAAACGCUUCACAAUCGUGAAUAGCAUGGAAAACGCGAUCACAGAUCAUCUGAAGUCCAAUCGAGCGUCGAUGCCAGAAACACGACAAUCCUCUUGCUGCUAUGAUAUGACGGCUGAGUGCAUCUUGAAGAUGAAAGAGGUGGAUGCGAACUUGGCUCUGGAAAGACUCGUGCAAGAAAAGCUUGGCAUAGAAAUGAAGCAAAAUGCUCGAAACCGGAUUAUGGACCUCAUGAAAUUAUUGCACGUUCUUGAGCAACACGGGAUCGUCCGCUUGAUCAGAAGCGUGGAUGAUGAGCAGAGCAUCCUGGGGUUCAGUGAGAUGCAGGUCAAGGAUCUCAACGAGUUCAACCAGGCGAUCAGGAACAUGGUUGCCUACGAUGAGAACAGAUGCUGGCUGGUCAACGGAAGAAAGGACAUUAAGGAGCCCACAGGGCCUGUUUAUGAGCUCCUGCGACAGAUUGGCGUCAAGCCGAUGAAGGGGACACGGGGACCAAGGAACGGAGAUCCUGGGAAGAGGGACUUUAUGUACUCUUACAGGUACAUCUACGACAAGGAUUCGAUGAAGAAGAAUUGCAACAGGCUAAGGAAGGGAUACAUCGGAAGAGCGCUGGGCGAAGAUCAGGACAUGGCGAUGCAAGAAGAUGACUGA